AUGGCCCUGUCAGAACUGCCACUGCGUCAACCAGGGCCCGACCGGCGUUGCACGGACCUGCUCCAGCAUCAGCGCCAAUCCAAGGCCAACCCCCCGGCUGCACCUCCGAUCGAGGCUCAUCAUCCGACUACGGCUGCUGCGACGACCGCCAUCACAGAGCAGCCCAGACAACAGACAAACCAUGUUCCCGUUGUGACCGGCAAUUCCUUCCUGGCGGUAGAAGCUCCCGCACCAGCAGCAUCCCCUGCUGCCAACUGCGAUGCAAUGUGGCAAAAGCACUUGAAGCACAAGCACCUACCUAGAGGCUCCAAGCCUGUCGCCUUUGUCGGUGAGGGCGCCGCCAACGCAGUCUUUGAGAUCAAGGUUCCCCAACACGGGGCAUCCGAUCACAAUUUCAAAGGCCUGCUGCUCCGCGUCGCCAAGGUCCCAGCACUCGGCCAACCCACCGUGUACAACUACCUCUUUCAGCAAACCUUCUACCAGACAACCAUCCGCCCGCUCCUCGGCAGCCAUGCUAUCCAUCAAGAGCUCGUCAUCCUCCGCAACUCGGGCAUCAUCGACGAGCUCAACCGCCUGCUCCAGGCCCUCGACCAUACCCGCAAGCCCAAGUUUCGCGGCUCCUUUGUCGGCCAGUCCGACUGGGGCCUCCUCAUCGAGGACAUGCGGCCUGAUCCUAAGGCACUGAGGCCGCGCCUGCUCGUCGAGUUCAAGCCUAAGUGGCUCUCGCAGUCGCGCAGCGCCCCGACACGCGCCGUCCGCUGCCGCCAGUGUGCCCUCGAGCUCCAGCGCAUGCUCAGCCGGCCCGCCGCCGGCACCGCGGCCUUUGCCCCUGAGCGCAAGCCGUGUCCCUUGGCGUUGGUCGAUGAGGAGUCGCCCACGCCCGUGGCCUCGCCUUUUCGCAUCGCGCCGCACCUGGCCGACUUGCCGGAACGGGAGCGCCUCAGGACGUCCCUGCAGCAUAUUCUGCAUGAUCCGUUCCUGGAGGACCUCUGCGCCCAACAGGAGGGGCUGGACGUGACAGGCCCGCUAGAUGCCAGCCCUGACGACAAGAACUUUGGCAUCGCCAUGACGAUACGUGACUGCACAUGCUUUGCGCUGAUCCCCAAGGACGAAGCCGCCCGCGACGUGGGGGACAUCAAAAUUCGGCUCGGAGACCUGGACUGGAAGGAUCCGCACACCAAGAUCCAGCACUGGCGCGGCACCGAGGAGUCACUCAUUGACGGUGGCUUCUACACAGCCGACUGGAUCCUUUACGACGGUGUCUACUACUACCCGCCGACGCUCUGCUUGCUCGAGUGGAAGCCCAGGUCGUCGCCGACCAGCCCGCCGGACGUCAUACAGCUGCAGAAUACGGCAGCAGCAGCAGCAGCAGCAACAGCCACCAGCCUGCCUACGAACGGCUCUGCCGCCGAAACACGUGUGUUUAGACACCAUGUGGCAGACACCGCCGCGCUUCGGGCAAAAUUGCAGCCAUACCACGGCGGUAGCAACGCGGCGGCGGCCGCCCUCGCGAACCCGCACCGCCCGCCGCCGUACUGGACAGCGCAACUGAUGCACACGCUUGCACUUCAUAGAGAGCGUGGUUAG
This is a messenger RNA of Cordyceps fumosorosea ARSEF 2679, 1587 nucleotides long. RefSeq names its product inositol-pentakisphosphate 2-kinase. Gene Ontology annotation, biological process: inositol phosphate biosynthetic process. Gene Ontology annotation, molecular function: ATP binding; inositol-1,3,4,5,6-pentakisphosphate 2-kinase activity. Lineage: Eukaryota; Fungi; Ascomycota; Sordariomycetes; Hypocreales; Cordycipitaceae. Gene Ontology annotation, cellular component: nucleus. The record is from RefSeq and is a predicted model, not a curated record. The transcript is spliced from 2 exons. The coding region runs from base 1 to 1587 and encodes 528 amino acids.